Molecule: messenger RNA, 5070 nt
Organism: Cyphellophora attinorum
Lineage: Eukaryota; Fungi; Ascomycota; Eurotiomycetes; Chaetothyriales; Cyphellophoraceae
Product: Kinetochore protein spc7
Exons: 2
Coding region: 1-5070 (1689 amino acids)
Biological process (GO): mitotic spindle assembly checkpoint signaling; mitotic sister chromatid biorientation; protein localization to kinetochore
Source: RefSeq, a predicted model, not a curated record
AUGGACAACUCUACCGCAGCAACCUCUCGCUCGAAGCGAAAAUCGAUCGCACAUAUACCGAGUGGCACAGCAGUGGGCAAGGACAAUGCGACAACAGAUAUAGCAGCGCUACAGCGCGCCGAAAGCGCACGAUCAGUACUCAAGAAGAAGUCGCGCGGCAAGAGUCUCGGUCCAGGAGGACUCGAGGCACUCAAGGAGACGUCAGGAAAUGCCACUAAGAUCGAUGCAACGAUUCAGAUCAGAUCUAUUCUGAAGCCGGCUAUUCCCCUAACGCCACCGAAAGUCAUUCCCUCGUUCGACGAAUUGCGACAGCGAAGUACCAGGAAGCGCUCGCCUGCCAAAUCUGGCGCAGAGGAGCUGCUCAUCGACUUCUCUACGCCAGCUGCGUCGCGCACUACGAAUACACAAGUGGCCGUCACUGGCAGCGAAAAGGUCAUUGAUCCAUUCAGCCCUGCAAGGCCGAUGACCGAUGGCCCAGACGCGAUGGUGGAGGAUGACGACGAAGUUGAAGCAAGGCAUCAGGCACAGAAAAAAGCAGCUCUGGAUCGCCGAGCAGAGCGACGAAAGUCGAUGGCCAACAGACGGGUCUCGUUUGCGCCAGAAGCGACUUUGCAUACAUGGAGCGUGAUGGAGCUGGCCGAAGAUUCGACCACAAGUUCAGCUUCCAAUUCGACUCGUCGACAAUCGUCCAUGACGGCCGAGGCAACCCCAAAGCCUCAGUCAUUUUCACCAGAAAGACCGGCCACGCCAGAAGAGCAGGUCGACGAACUCCAAGUCGAGGCAUCGCCAGCACAUCAGCGCGAUCUACAUCAGCGUAAACAUCGCAGAAGUAGCACCGCACCUGUCGCACAAUUAGAGGGAUCCUUGGAAGAAGUUCUGUCGUCUAGCCCUUCAGGCGAUAUCAUGACUGAAAGCAGUCCUGUCCGCAUCGAUGACAGUGUUGGGUCUGACACCGACGAUGAUACUGAUGGGGACACUGCUAUGAGUAUGGAUGAUCCGACAUCACAGUCGGUGGUCUCAGAAAACUCGACGAGCUCUCAGGGUAGCCUGGACGAGAGAUUACGGCAAGCCGCAAAUUUGGCUGGCACGCGAGGUAUCGAUUAUGAUGAGAACGGCGAAGAUCUUUCCAUGGAGAUGGCUACAUCGACAGUGACUAACGCCUUCCAGCCGUGGGCCGCAAACAACCGCGUUGCGCCUGAAUCGACUGCGAUGCUCGAUCAGGAAAACGCACCCUUUGUCUCCACCGCGAAUGAGCAACAAAGCGAGCGCGACGAUCCUGACGACGGGCAAGAUGACACUCAAGACAUGAGCAUGGACGUCACGAGCGCCGUUGGAGGUAUCCUGUCUAAGGGACAGCCUAGCGCCAAUCGACGAAAGUCAGUCGCGUCACGCCGACGUAGUGUGGCUAGACGUCGAUCUUCUGGAGUUAAUUCUGAGAACGACGAUUCAUCUAUGGACUUUACUGCUGUCGGCGGUCAAAUUCUGACUAGAGGCCCGAAUGAUGAUAACGAUGGCGCUUCUGACGAGGACCUGACCAUGGAGUUCACCAGCGUCGUGGGGGGAGUGCUGGGGCAGCCAUAUCAAGGCAGCUCCCCCGAGAAGCCCGAAGCUGACGAGACGAUGGAUUUGACCGGCAAUAUGGACAUGACUGUGGCAUACGGUGGCAUCCUGCCUCCCAUCGAGGAGCAGACCGAACCAGUGACUGAUGCCGAAGACACCCAGACUGCACCUAUGGACAUGACUAAAGCUGUAGGAAACAUCUUCCAAAGCAAAGCGCCCACACAGAAGGCAACGCCAGCUCGCGACCAGACUCUUACCAGGUCCACUCUCACAGAUCCGCGACAUGCUGGAGUCCAAAGCCAGGCUCCUGUGACAUCCAUUGCAUCAGAGACAGGUAGCCCGGACAUCACCUUGAAGCCGCGCCUCUCUGGGAGGUCACGCAAGCCUCAUGGACCUUCGACGACACCCAAAUUCAGCCCGAAACGCAUCUCUCCCGUCAGAAACUCGCCCAUGAAGCUGAAAGCUGCUACACCAACUAAGCAGCUGACUCCUCUACCAGCCCGUGUCGCGACGCAAAAUAAGACUCCCGUGAACACAGCGGUCGAUCAGAAAACAGCAUCACCUAAGCGCCUGUUCCAGGAUGAGAUCAAAGCACGCCAGUCUCCUGCUCUAGCCAGAAAUGCCAGUCCUGGCAAGACUGCCAUUUUUUCACAGGAUAUGCCGAGCGUGAUACUCUCUGCGGUCAGACCUCAGCUUACUCGGAAGCGAUCGAGUGGUAUAGGCAUUGAUCAAGAAGGCUUCGGAUCACCACGUGUGGCUGAGAUGCUUAAUCGGCGGUCAUCCAUCGUAGAUUCGGCUGCUGAGUUCAAACUUGAUGUCGGCCAGCGGUCUCGCUUACGGUUCGAAGAUCCGCAAGAGCUAGCACGCGAGGUCGAUGCUGAACGAGCUGAAGAAGAACGACGCGAAAGUGGUCGAUUCAUCAUGGAGCAGGAAGCAGACGCGCCGCAGCAAGAAAACACUACCAUGAAUCUCAGUCAGAUGAUCGAGUCAAUGACUCCGAGAAAGGAGCCGAAGAGCAGAUUGAAGGGGCGCAAGAGUCUUGCAGUCGGAGCAGCGAGAGGCCUGCUCGGCAAGCGUCCCGCGGAGCUUGACCUGGACGAAGAAGACUCACCUUCAAGCCCGAAGAGACUGAGGGCUAUCUCAAGGGAAGGAAGUCCAGUCAAGAAAGUGCAUCUGCCUAGGCCCCCAUCAAAAGAAGAGAUCACUGGCCGGCUCACAAGAGCCGAGCAAGUACGACUGAACGCACUCGCAGGACCUGGUAGCACGACACCAGCUGCUUCACCACCAAAGAAGUCUGCAACGAGUCCGCAUCCCGGCCCUCGCUACAAAGAUCUGCCUUUGGAGCAAGCUGACGAACGACCAGAGUCUUUUGUCGACAAGUUGGACAAUGUCAUGGAUGCCGUUGAUAUCUCCAUUGGGCAAGAUGCUGAGAAAGAGAGCAUCUCGUUGCAGAACUUCCUCAACAUGACAAAUAUCCACUUCAUCGAGCUUUCAACUACUAAACGUCGCCACACUCAAGCUCCAGCUCCUCAGCGACCAUCGCAAGAGCAAGAGGACAGAUCAACGGAGGCGCAGUUCGCGGCUGCCAGCACUACACUACCGCUCAUUGAGCUUUAUCAGCAUGCCACAAGGGAGCUCAAGCGCAACAUCUCCGACGGCCGAAGAGUGAUAAGAUCUAUCGAAGCCGAAACACUGCACGAGCAGCCGGCGCUCUUCCGAGAGUACGUCGACGCACGACCAGAGGUCAGAGCUGUCAUGGACAAUCAAUUCCGGAACGGCAAGACCAAUGCCAGACUACAGAGCAAGGAGAUCUGGUAUACGUGGCGCGGGCAGCUAGUCAGUGGCUUGAAGUCCGGCCUUGACGACAUUGCAAAGGGUCUGCAAGGGGAUGACAAGUUGCUGGAAGAGCAACAACGAGAGCUUGAUCAAGUCCUUCCGGCACUUCAAGAACAGCAUUCGUCUCUGUCGGAAGAGCUGUUGAAAUUGCAGGAGCUCCGCGCAGAUCUAGACAAUGUGGACAUGGAUGCCCUUGAGCAGACACGGAAGGAGCUUAAGGCAGCCGAUGAAGAGCAUGCUCGCAAGUCAGCCUUACUAGACGAGCUCAAGCAACAAAUGCGAGAGAAGGAAGAAGCCCUCGAAGCGGCAGAAGACUUCAAGGUUGAGAUGAGUGCCCAGAUCGAAGAGGCAGAUCGCGUUCGACAGGAAUAUCGUGGCUGGCCUGUCGCCGAUGUCCUUGCCCUUCAGUCAAGAGUCGAAAGUAUCGAGAAGCAGACGAGCUGGAAGCUCAUCACUGCGGAGGACGACACAGAAGAUCCCAACGAGUUUGGUGGUGCGUUGACCCUGUCCUUCCGGGACCAGCUGCGGCUAUUCUUCUACCCCAGUGCGUAUGAGACAUCCUCCGGCGGCGGCAAGAGACGCUCCGGGAGGAAGUCGAAGUCGGUGUCUGGACCAACAGCUCCAAUCAGCCUUACAUACUCGCCCAUGAAUUACGACGGCGAGGUCGUGUCCGGGGCAGUUCCCUCAACGCAGAAUCGAUUCUUCCUGCAACUUAUCCGAAGUCAGCUGCACACCUUCUCCAUGAUGCCAAAGCGGUCAGUUGCGCCAAAGGUCGUGCUCGGGACUGUCAGUCGAGGCUGGACUCUCGCGUCGCAAGUCUCGGAGGAGAUCAGGAUGCUCAACAUGACUGGUGUGACUACAGUGCAGAUCCUUGGAGACGAAAAGCUUGGAGCGCGGACGAAACUCGUCUUCCCGGGAGGCAGCCGCAUCGAUGUGGAAUUCGAGCUGUGCGUCAACACGCUCAACGAUGGUGAGAUUGCGUCCUCGACCGCAGUGUCUGCAAAGGGCAUCUAUGGUCCCAAGGCAAGCCUUGUCGCUGGCUCGAAGGGCCGCAAGGUUCAAGUCGCGCUCACCAAAGAAGUCGAAAGCAAAGACCUCGGCUCAGGUGCCUGGAUCAGCGCAAUACAUGCUUUCGAGCAGUGGCUCGAUGGUCAGGUCGAGAAGCAGCAGGAGAAGGUUCAGCAGAAGUCGUCACAAAAGCAGACCAUUGUGAAGGCCGUUGAACCAGUCGAGAAGUCUUCAGAGCUGCCCCUAGCAGCGCCCAUCCUGUCAGCAACAACAGCUAUUGAAGCCGCAGCGACGCAGCUACGUACCGAAGAAGGAACAGACGCACAGGCCAUCCCUCAGACCGCCUCGCGCGACCUUCGGCGCUCACCACUCGCACCCAAAAGCAAGAACGUGCCUACUGCUGCGGUGCAGAAGAAGCUGCCCGUGCCGUCGAAGCGCUUCGUCAUGGCCAACGCCAAGCUAUCGCAAUUUUCUGUCUCGCAGCAGCAGCAACAAGAGGAUACGGGUGCCACAACAGCAGCGGCCGGCAAGGAGAACGUCAUCCCCUCUUCCCUGGCUGCCGUCUCUUUAGCAGCAAGCAAGCUCCAGUCCGCGGCGGCUGGGCUGCUACGCCAACCAAGCAACUACAUGACUUGGCUACUGAUCAGGACGACACUAUGGAUGUAG